AUGGCAGAAGCCAAAUUUUCUCAGGAUGAGUUCUUGUGUUUAGUGUGUCUGGAUCUCCUGAAGGAUCCAGUGGCCAUUCCCUGUGGACACAGUUACUGUAAGAGCUGUAUUACAGGCUGCUGGGAUCAGGAGGAUCAGAUGAGAGUCUACAGCUGCCCUCAGUGCAGACAGACCUUCAGUCCAAGACCUGCUUUAGCUAGAAACACCAUGCUGGCUGAAGUGGUGGAGAAACUGAAGAAGACCAAACUCUCUGCUGACUGUGACGCUGGAGCUGGAGAUGUGCAGUGUGACGUCUGUACUGGAAGAAAAUACAAAGCCGUCAAGUCCUGUCUGGUGUGUCUGAACUCUUACUGUCAGAAUCACCUCAAACAACAUGAGAGUUUCUUUAAAGGAAAGAGAGACAGUUUGGCUGAAGCCACUGGACGACUGCAGGAGAUGAUCUGCCAGAAACAUGAGAAGCUCCUCGAGGUUUUCUGUCGCACUGACCAGAAAUGUAUAUGUGUGCUGUGUACGAUUAUUGAACAUAAAAACCACGACAUUGUACCAGCUGCAGACCAGAGGACAGAGAAACAGAAGCAGCUGAAGGAGACGCAGAAGACGCUCCAGCAGAGAAUCCAGCAGAGAGAGAAAGAUCUUCAGCAGCUGAGAGAGGCUGUGGAGUCUCAGAAGCGCUCUGCACAGACAGCAGUGGAGGACAGUGAGAGGAUCUUUACUGAGCUCAUCCGCUCCAUUGAGAGACACCGCUCUGAGCUGAUACGGCUGAUCAGAGAUCAGGAAAAGCAAGCAGUGAGUCUAGCUGAAGGACGACUGGAGCGACUGGAGCAGGAGAUCAAUGAUCUGAGGAGGAGAGACGCUGAGCUGGAGCAGCUUUCACACACACAGGAUCACAUCCAGUUCCUGCAGAGUUUCCAGUCUCUCUCAGCUCCUCCUGAAUCUACAGACGUAAAUGAUGAUCCCUUCAUUUCUCUCGUCUCUUUCGAUGAUCUGAGAGAAUCUGUCCAUCAGCUGAGAUACAAACUGGAGGAUUUCUGCAAAGAGCAGCUCAAGAAGAUCUCAGACAGAGUCACAUUCACCAACAUUGUUCUCUGGACCAGGAACCACUUCCUACAAUAUUCCCAUCAGUUCACUCUGGAUCUGAACACAGUGAAUAAACAACUCCGUCUGUCUGAGAACAACAGAAUGAUUACUUACACUAACACAGAUCAACCGUAUCCUGAUCAUCCAGACAGAUUCGAUGUGUGGUGGCAGGUGUUGUGUAGAGAGAGUGUGUGUGGACGCUGUUACUGGGAGCUGCAGUGGAGUGGAAAUAAUGUGUGUAUAUCAGUGUCAUAUAAGAGCAUCAGCAGGAAGGGUAAUGCCUGUGGGUUUGGAAAUAAUAAUCAGUCCUGGAGUUUGUACUGCUCUCGCUCCAGAUACUCAUUCAGACACAAUAACAUAUGGACUGAUCUCUCUGUGAAGUCCAUCAACAGGAGAAUAGGAGUGUUUGUGGAUCACGGUGCAGGAACUCUGUCCUUCUACAGCGUCUCUGACACAAUGAGCCUCAUCCACACAGUCCAGACCACAUUCACUCAGCCGCUCUAUCCUGGGUUUUGGGUUAAUGUCGGAUCAUCAGUGAAACUGUGUUGAUGAAUCAGAAUAGACUGAUGAGAGAUUCUACCCAUAAUGCUUUGAGCUGCAUGAUGAAUCAGUAACAGUGAGAUGUUAUAGAGUCUCUUCUUUUCUCAUUAAGGGCUCGUUCACAUAUCUCGCUCAAGUUCAUUAUUUCAAAUGUUCUGGUUUCUUCAGGCGAUGAACAGAACAGCUGAUCAUUAUAGAUUAUGAUUAUUUUUCUUUCUUGUUUUCUCGUGAUCUCGACAUAACGAAAGUAGUUUUUCUUACAAUGAUUGUUUGAUGUUUAUAACACAAUGCGUCGUGAGUCUGCUGUUGCUAUAGUAACGAGCGCUACUGUGACGCGCAUCUGAUCGACAGAUAAACCGCGCUCUUAUACUGUAUGUUGUGAUAUUUCACACACUUUUGCUUCGCAGAGUAAUAAACUCUACAAUAACCAAAUAUAUGCUAAUCAAUCACUGCUGAUUUGUUUCCAGAGACAGGACGCUAAACGUGUUGUUUGUGUAAUUAACAUGUUUAAAUGAUCAGAGCAGGGCAGGGGCUCAAACCAAAAAAGGGGGCACUAAGGCGGCGGGUGCUUGUUAAUACAAAUUAUCCAGUUAUUACAAAUAUACAAUUAAAAUAGAAGACGACACACUCUGUACUAAUUUCAGAUAUUAUUGUAGAUGUUUUAAUAGAACAUCACAAUUACACAUAAUAAAGAAUAACUGAUUAUAACAGAAACUAUUUACUGUUUUACAUA
Messenger RNA from Onychostoma macrolepis, 2350 nucleotides. RefSeq names its product tripartite motif-containing protein 16-like. The transcript has 6 exons. The record is from RefSeq and is a predicted model, not a curated record. Lineage: Eukaryota; Metazoa; Chordata; Actinopteri; Cypriniformes; Cyprinidae. Gene Ontology annotation, molecular function: protein binding; zinc ion binding. Bases 1 to 1626 code for a protein of 541 amino acids.